Molecule: messenger RNA, 5036 nt
Organism: Pristis pectinata (smalltooth sawfish)
Lineage: Eukaryota; Metazoa; Chordata; Chondrichthyes; Rhinopristiformes; Pristidae
Gene: ccdc18
Product: coiled-coil domain containing 18
Exons: 31
Coding region: 200-4813 (1537 amino acids)
Source: RefSeq, a predicted model, not a curated record
CAGCGGGAAGAUGGCGGUCGCAUGUUCAGCUCCUUUUCGUCUCUUGGGACAUGUAUGACCUUAUAAUUGGCAAACCACCGGCUUUCAGCCACUUCCCACUCCAUUAUAAAUUGCUCGUUUGAACUGUGCUGAAGGUGGACAAGGUAACACUGCCAUCUUGAUGUCUCUUGGGCACACUUGAUUCUGCUUGACCAUCUUCAUGACAGUCAUUGAUGCUUUGUUACAAAAGGGCAAGUGGAUGGAUAAUUUGGUAGCUUUGAGGAAGAGGCUGAUGAAGACUGAAAAAAGUUUGCAGAGCUCAAGAAUAGAUUUUAACAGUUCCCGAUUAAAUGACCAGUCUGAUGACUCUCCAAAGCAAGAUCAUACCCCAGCUUUAACAAUGGAAGAUCUCUUUCAAUACAAUCCAGCAGUUCCUCCAAUGAACAAGCAUCAUCCGACAGCUGCUGAGAAAACGCUUCCUCAAAAAAAUGUUUUUAGUAACAUUAGUCCAACUAGCAGUUUUGGAGGCAGGACACCUCAUUUACCAACUAUAUCUGGUGUGGAGCAGGAAAAUGAACAAUUAUGGAGAAAGCUCAGUUCACUUCGAGAGGACAAUGCUCGUUUGGUCUCCCAGAAUCAUAGUUUGGUGCGGGAAAUUGAAAGUAUACAGAUGGAGCUGACUGAAUCAAAAGCUAAAUUUUGUCAUCUUGAACCAUCUAUUAAUGAAAAGGCACAUCAUAUUUCUCAGUUAAAUGAAGAUAUCCUGGGUUUAGAGGCAGAAGUAGAGGCUCAAGAGAAAGCUCUCAGAGUUGCGGAAGAAAAAUUGGAAGAGAGUCAAUGGAUGGUAGCUGAGAAGGACAAACUGGUGGAAAAAUUGUCAGAAGAAUGCAAAAGGAUAAAGAACGAGCUUUAUGAACAAAGUAGAAGAGGAAAGAGAGCUGAACAACAAAGAAAUGAAGCCCUAUUUAAUGCCGAAGAACUUUCUGCAGCUUUCAAACGCUACAAGGAAAAGACUGCAGAAAAAUUUACAAAGUUUCGAGCUAAUGAAGAGGAUUGGCAGAGCAGCUUGGAUCACUGUGACAAGGACAGAGAGGAGUUAUAUGAGAAAUGUACAACCCUAGAAAAAGAAUUAGAAAAAAAGAAUGAAGAAAUCAGGCUUUUAAUGGAACAGAACUGUGAUCUAAAGGUGGUUCAAAAGGACCUGGAGGCUAAAAAUUCAGGGCUCUUUUCAGUUUUAUCUGAUGCGAAAGAAAAGGUUAAAAUGUUGGAGAAUGAACUGGCCAACAAAGAGACUGUUUUGAAAGAUCGAGAAGGCUUGAGGCUAGAGAAUGCAGAACUAAGAUUACUUACAACUUCCCAAAAUGAAAAGAUGCUUCAGUUCAGUAAAGAGCUAGAGAGCACUAAAUUGGAGAUGAGGAACUUGGAGUCACUUCUACAACUGCAUCGGACAGGAAAUAAAGAGGGCGAAAGUGGUAUAUUCAGUGCAGGGAUAACAAGUGCAAGCUGCUUAGAUGUCUUUUCUUCUACCAGAAAGGAAAAUGAAAUGAAAGAUUCCAAAUUAAGUGCUGAUUUUGGUGAUUCUCUUUUUACAGACACCAGACUAAAAUUAGGAAUGAAAGGUAGUGAAAUUCAGAAGCUACAAUCUAGCCUGACCAACAGCAAAGUCUCAAAGCAACAAUGUCCUGAUGUUUUCGACAAAAGUGGAGAUUCAUUGGAUAGAAUAAGCCCCGAACUAACCUCACACAGAAAAAAGAACACUGAGAGAAAGACCUUGGAACAGCAUUUAGAAGAAAAACGAUGUAAACAAAAGGAAGUUGAAGAACUGCAGACAAAAUUAUUGGAGGCAGAAUGUACAAUCUCAACAUUGGAGAAUCGGAUGACUGAGCAGAUAAACAGUUUUCAGAACUUUGAAGAGCAACUGUUGGAAAAAGAACAUGGCAUUGAGAAGUUGGAACAGGAGCUGAAAAAAACAAAAUCGCAGCUUUCCACUAUGGAGAAACAAUUGGAGGAGAAAACGAUUGCCUACUCGACCAAUGCGGUGAAAGUCGUUGAAUGUGAACAAGCACUUGCGGAAAAAAAUAAUGAAAUUAUCAAAUUGGAAAAAUUAAUUGAAGAACAACAACAAGAAAAUAUUGUUGCUAAUGAACAGACCAAGAAGUUACAAACUGAGCAGUGUCAUGAGCUGGAAAAGCAGAUUGAAAUUCUUGAAAGUGAACUGGAAGAGAAACAAGUGCAGAUAAUAAAACAAAAGCAAACAAUCUCAACUUUUCAGGAUGAUAUCUAUGCCAAGGAAAGCAGAAUUGAAUCAUUGGAAUUUCUACUUGAAGAAACCAGACAGGAGUCAAAGAAGCAAAAUGAAAGAAGUGAUGCUACACUAAAAGCCUUGCAAACUCAAGUAGGAGAAGGAACUUCCAAAGUUAAAGAACUGGAAACUGCACUGGUGAAGUGCAAGGAGGAGCUAAAAAUGCAACUGCAACAGGUUGAUGAAAACAGGGAACAGCAAGAGAAACAAUUGAGAAAAAAAUCAGAAGAGGUACAUCGCCUCCAGAAAGAGCUGAAAAUGUCUGCACACAAUUUAAAGGAAGCAAAUGAGCAGAAUGUUCAACUCCAGCAGACAUUGCUGCAAUACCAACAAAUGUUACAGCAAGGGACAGCUAGGAUUGGAGACUUGGAGGACCACCAGGCAGUUCUAGAGAGAGAGGUUUCUAAACUGGAGCAAGAGUUAUUGAAACAGAAGAUGUCAUUUACAGAUGAGCUUUCCAAAGCAGAAGGCAAGCUUUUCAAGGCCUAUGAAGAACAGGAUUCCAAACAUCAGCAGGUGUCUGAACUUACCAGUGCUAUGAAAGACAUAAAGACAGAGAUGGAAAAAUGCAAAGAUGAAGUUACUGUAUUGGAAAAAGAACUUUUUCAACUAAGGCGAGAUAUCACAAACAAGGAUGUUUAUCUUAACCAGUUAGAAAUGACUCUGCAUAAUGCGCAGGCAGAAUUGAACAAGAAAUCUGAACAAGUUCAUGAUCUGGAAGAAAAUCUGCACCAAACUGAGUCAGACCGGAGGAAUUCGGUGCAGAAAGCUCAAGAGAUGGACAAUCAAUUAAAGAACAUGUAUAAGGAAUUACAAGACACUUUAGAUCAGCUUAAGGAGCUUCGAGAUGUACUUCAAAAGGCUCAGAACAGCAUUGAGGAAAAGAAUUACACCAUUGAAGAGCUCACAAAUGAACUAAGACAGUGCAAAGGCGAACUGCAAGAGAGAGAUGCGAAAAUCAUUGACAUGGACCAGGCACUUAAAGACAGGCAAUGGGAGCUCCAACAGAGGGCAGCUCGGCUUACACAAUUGGAUAUGGAUGUUCGUGAGCACAAAACUGAGAUGGAACAGAAAAUUAUCUAUUUACAAGGUUCUUUGGAGAAAUCCGAAUUGACCAUUAAGGAAUGCAAUAAACAGGUGGGAACUUUGGAUGAAAAGCUGCAGCUCACACAAGAACAGUUAUGCGAGAAAGACUUUGUACUGCUACAGAAGGAACAGCAAAUAAAUCAGCUGAAAUGUGAAGUUGAAGGAAAGCAUUUACAGAUUGAAGAAUACGAGCAGAUUCUGAAAAGUAAGGAGCAGUGCAUUUUAAAACAACAGCAGGAGGUAUUAGGUGAAAGUCAACAAGUGCGCCUAGCUCGUGAACAAAUGCAACGCUGUCAUCUGGAAUUGAGGGAGACUCAGCAACGGCUAGCUCAGGUACAAAGAGAGGCAGACCGUUUAACUCUUGAGCUGGAUGAAACUAUUCAACUAUCUCGUGAAAAGGAAGCUUAUGCUGUUCACCUUGCAGAAGACUUGUCUGCCGCUCAGGUUCGAGAAACCCAAUUAGAAAUAAAGACGCAGGCAGAGAUAAAGAAGUUAAAAGAAUUGGUGGAACACUUAAAGAAUGCUCACGAGAAGGAGAUCAACGUGCUUAAAGAAAGCAGACUGCAAUUAUUAGCAUCAACUGAGGAGAGCUCUGCUACUCAUAUGUCAAAUGAACAGGUACUACAAUUGAAACAGGAGCUAGAAAAAAGCCAGGAAACUAUCCUACAUCUUGAGUCAGAACUCCACACUCAAAGGGAGGUGAUAAGUGCCGCUAAAGAAGCUCUCAUAAUUAAGGAAUCUGAAGUAGCAAGGCUGCAAGUCAAAAUUUCUGGAUUUGAAAGAGCUAAAGGAAAACAGCAGCUGCCUUCUCCUAUGCCACAACCUCAAAAUGAAGCUGAGAAUAGAAAAGACUCCACAAUGCAAGCUUGGAGCUUCUACCCUUUUGCCAAAAACAUGAAUAGAUCUUUCAGUGUUAAUGAUAUGUAUGGGACUGAUAUUGGUUCAGCAUUAAAUUCUCUGAAUUGCUCUAACAGGAUUCGAGAAAUACUUGAACAGUCUUUCAACCCCGCAAACAUCAGUUCACAAGAUAUUAAGGACAUUUCCUGUCCAGAGCAACCAGAGGGUGCUGCUUUACUCACUAGCUCUCCAAAAGCAGAAACUGAAGAGGAUUUGGAACUCACUAACCUAGCUAGCAACAGUAACUUGGAAACUUUAAGUGGAAUGAUCAAUCAUUUGAUUGCCAAGGAGCAAAAUAAUACUAAGCUGGGCUCCCCAGUUGACAAGUCACCUGGAUUGUCUAGUGAACAGAUUAAAUCAAGAGCGGAAGAAUGUUCAGCAGGAAGGCGCAGAAUUUCAAAUCAGGACAGUGCCUGCUGUAGCCUGAAUGAUCCUGACAUAAAUGUCCCAAGUCAUUCUUCCCUGCCAUUGAAAUAUGCUGGAAAAUGUCAUUUACUUCAACUUCAUCAAUGUAUGAAUGACCUUUCUGAAGGAUCUGAACAAGAUUAGUCUCAAAAGUGAAUCAACUACAAGAUGAAGAUAUAGCAGGAACUUGUUGAACACUGGUUUCUAACUAAGUGGCAUUAAACAUGCAAUAUGCAGCAGUGAUGGAAAAUGCAUUGACACUGUCUUUAUGCCAAACAGAGUUUUGGCAAUAAAACUUUUCUAAUUUUAUAGUGCCACGCAGGUAAUUUAUUGUGUAGGUGUGGUGUUGAAAAGUAACUUUUUUAUG